AUGGCGGAUGAGGAGCAGCCAUCAUUGGCGUGGUGUGAAGUGGCGGCAGCUUUGUGUUGUUAUCGUUUCUGGAUUUGUAAUGCAUUUGUGGUUAGCCUGGCUUUGGCAGACCUGGUGGUGGCCUUGUAUCCGUAUCCACUGGUGCUCUUGGCCAUUUUCCACAAUGGAUGGUCUUUGGGUGAAAUGCACUGUAAGCUGAGUGGCUUUGUGAUGGGACUAAGUGUAAUAGGCUCCAUCUUCAACAUUGCUGCAAUUGCAAUAAACAGAUACUGCUACAUAUGCCAUAGCUUUGCUUAUGACAAAGUGUAUACCUGUUGGAACACAAUGCUAUAUGUUUGCCUAAUUUGGGUGUUAACAGUUGUUGCAACUGUGCCAAAUUUUUUCAUUGGAUCUUUAGAGUAUGAUCCACGCAUUUAUUCUUGCACAUUUGUUCAGACUGCUAGUUCCUAUUACACCAUUGCUGUUGUCAUAAUUCAUUUCAUAGUUCCUAUCACUAUUGUGAGCUUCUGCUACUUUCGGAUUUGGAUCUUAGUGAUUCAAGUAAGAAGAAGAGUCAAAUCAGAAACAAAACCAAGACUCAAGCCAAGUGACUUCAGAAACUUUCUCACCAUGUUUGUGGUUUUUGUGAUCUUUGCCUUUUGUUGGGCACCACUGAAUUUCAUUGGACUAGCUGUAGCUAUUAAUCCUUUGGAAAUGGCACCAAAAAUUCCUGAGUGGUUGUUUGUUGUAAGCUAUUUCAUGGCCUACUUCAACAGUUGCCUUAAUGCAAUAAUAUACGGACUUCUUAACCAGAAUUUUCGGAAAGAAUAUAAAAGAAUCCUAAUGUCACUGUGGAUGCCAAGGCUCUUCUUUCAGGACACAUCCAAAGGAGGGACUGAAGGUCAGAAGAGCAAGCCUUCUCCUGCUUUAAACAACAAUGACCAAAUCAAAACUGAUACCUUGUAAAUGUGUUAUGGUGAAUGCAAAGGAGUGCCACUGAGCACUCCAAUGAUAUAGUUAUAAGAUUACAAUCAUUCUUGCUAAUGUUCUUUGCUUUCGAUUUGAAUGGUAUAUAGUGACUGUGAUCCUGUCAUCUUGAUAAAACACUGUUCUAAACUCAUAAUUUAUACAAGAUACCAAUUUGAAAUCAGCUUCAGAAUUAAAGUAGAACAUGGAUGCCAGCUGCUUUAUUUCUGAGAGACUAACCCUGUCCUCCAAAUGUGGAUGAGGCACUUACUGACUUCAGUGGGAGUCAUGCACUUUUAUCCAAGGUCAGAAUUUGGCUCUGAGAAAACAUAAUGAAUGCAUUUGCUUAGAGAUCUAGUAGUUAAAGCUGAGGGCAAUUUUUCCUAUCAUGUCUGUACAUGGAGUUGAUGUAGAUAUUUUGCUUAUCCUCUGUAUGUCAAACUUGGCAUUUCUGAGCAUGUACUGAUAGAGAAACAAAUUUUCCUUGUGUACUAUAGAGGAGAACUUUGUCUUACCAGAGAAUUUUAACACUAAUGCCUUUCCUGACAGGGAUUUUCAUAUAUUUCCACCUCAUUUUAUUUAUUCUAUUUGUGUUCUGUAUAUGUUAUUGCUCUCUUUUUUUCUUUGGGAUGAUACAAUGUAAUUAGUCAAUUGUUUACAUGUUUAUAGUAGUUUUGAGGAUUCUUCUUCUAAUAUGUGCUCAGAAUUCCCAUUAGUACUAGGUAGAGUUGUGUGUAUACUGAAAGGCAAUAGGCAUAAAAUAUCUGUACAGAAAUAGUAGAUAUAAAAUGUAUAAAUCUUGCCUUCUUAAUUUUAUAUAUAAUAUAUAUAAGUCAUGUGAGAGCUGCAGGCUCCAAAAAUAUAUGUAACAAUGAAUUCCAAACAGAAUUGGGUAAAAUGAAGGGGAGUCACUAACAGUGUCACUUUUCAAAAGUGCUCAGCAUUGACCUAACUCUCAGUGGAGGCAGCAUCUAACCAAUAUUGAACACUUUUGAGAAAACCUCAUCUUAGAUAUUUAAAUGUUUCCUGUAUAUGGAGCAGAUGUGGUUGCUUGCAAGGGUGCCAUUUUGGGAGGACAGGAGGGGGAAAUGCCUGUGCAAACCAGGACACUGCUUGCUUUUCUUCCCGUUGCCCUGGCUAUCAGUGAGCUAGGGGAAAGUACAUGGCUUCAGUGCAUGCUGGUGAAGGGAAGGGGCAGGAGGAUUCACAAAAUCCAUGUACUUUCUCCUUGCUCUCUGAUAGUCAGGUGAAUGGAAAGAAAAGCAUGCAGUGUCCUGGUAUGCACAGGCAUUUCCCCCAAAAUGGCACCUUGGUACUCAUGACUACUGCUGUCCCAUCCGCCAUCCUCCUGCCAGUGUUCCCUCUAAGCUGUGUGGCAGCACAGCUUCACAGGUGAUUUAUCAGCCCUGUCCAGUCAGAGGCUCAGGGCUCUAUGCACAAAUCUGACUGACUGUGCAGGGCUGAUAAAUCACCUGUGAAGCUGUGCUGCUGUGCAGCUUAGAAGGAACACGCCCCACCCCCGCACUCCUGGCCCCCCUUCAACCUCCCAAAAUGGCACCCUUGGUUGCGUGUUUCAGUUGUUGUUUUUGCUCUACAAAUAUCAGUAUGAGGUUCCGUCAGAGGUCUCUUAGUGUUAUUCUACCUCAGAUAUGCACAGUUUAUGAGAUAAAGGGGAAGUUUUUUUGACCAGCUCUGCAAACUCAGACUAGGGGUCUGAAAUUCAAGUUGGGUUCAUUACUUUGCAAGUUUCACCUCCUCUAACAGCAAACAUGCAGGCCAAAUUACAAAAUUGGUUACACUUUCACAGUUUUGCUAUAGCCUACAUAAAUUGACAUGUAUCAUCUUUAUUACUACAGUAGCUAUGCUAAGUGAGAAGGAAGGAAGUCAACUUGCCUUUUAACACUCCAGGUUGGGUUUACUGGGCUGGCCAUUAAAAAAAACGUUAAAAACUUGUGCACUGAGCAACUUAGAUAUGGAGUCAUUAAAACACAUUAAAUAUGGAACCCUAUUUUCAGAGACAAAUACAAAUAACAAACACACUUUAAUGGUUUUUAUUGUCUGCCAUCCUAUCUAUUUAAAGUCAAAACUGUAUGGCAAAGUGACAUAUCUGAUGAUUUUCUAAGCUUCUGCCACUAUUUCCUAGUAUUGCUAAUGUGCUCUCAAGCACUCGAUCCUAUUUGGCAUGUAUACUGCUUUGAUGAAAACUAAGUGGACAGAGAUCUUGGAGAGAUCUAACCAUUUUCUGUAGGAUGGUAAAAGAGAGGUACACUCAGUGACCACUCACGGAUUUAAACUGGACAAAUGUAUCCCAAUGUUGUCUAUAAAUUAAUUUAACUAUUAGUAAGUAUCCUUAAAACAUACUUUGAAAUGACGCUCUAAAACUUGCACCCUGGAUUUUUCCAUACCAAGAUCCUGAAUAUAGAAUUGUUGUGUGUGUGUAGGUCUCUUCCUGUGUGUGUGUGUGUAACAUCCAUCAAAGUCUAAGGGAAAUCAGUGAGUGCUCAGGGAAUUCAGGAGUGACACUAAAUUUGCUCAUUUCACAACAUUAUUGAUUCAGACUUUUUGUCCUGAAAAGUCAGCUUAGAACUUGAAAGUCAAGCUAAUGUUAAGAAUAAUUCAGAGGGAGCUCAGUUUAUCAUUUGAUGAUGCAUGAGCUAAAAUAACAUGCAGUUCACAUUGCUGUGUUAACUCUGCAGAACUAAAUGAAAAAUAAUAAUAUUUUUCUUAAUCAAAUAAGCAAAUAUCCUAUAUGUUCAUUGGAAGCAGAUGUGAAAAGGACUUUGACAUUUUUACAGAGUACUUUUUCUAAUUACAUUUGCACUUUCAAAAUUAGAGGUCAAAUUUUGGAUUUAUUACUCACAUUGGUAAGCACAUACAUCAGAGAUCCCAAAUUAAACUAACGAGGCUAUUCAUGUUCAUUACUACUUACUAAGAUAUAUAUGGAUUCCAAAAUCUUCAUUGCAACUGGCUAAAAGAGGUCUGAACAAAUGCUUUAUCCUAAGGUACAGAUUCUGCCAUCCUUACUCUCAUUUAGUACCUUGUUACCUUACUCCUCACGGCACCUAGAUGAAAUCAGUGAGGCUAUUUGCAGCACAAGGUACUCUUAUUCUUGAGUACUUUUGCAGUGAUGGUAAGCAAAACAAGUUUUUAUAUAGUAUGUUAUCACACAACUGUUAAUUUUAAUUUAAACCUGAAAUCAAUUAAAUAAUCCAAUUAAACUAGAUGACUAACACAGUUCUUCCAUAGUAAACUCUCUCUUCAUUUAGCAAUACAGGCAGUCCCCGGGUUACGUACAAGAUAGGGACUGUAGGUUUGUUCUUA
Molecule: messenger RNA, 4266 nt
Organism: Pelodiscus sinensis (Chinese soft-shelled turtle)
Lineage: Eukaryota; Metazoa; Chordata; Testudines; Trionychidae
Source: RefSeq, a predicted model, not a curated record